This is a messenger RNA of Spirodela intermedia, 4021 nucleotides long. Lineage: Eukaryota; Viridiplantae; Streptophyta; Magnoliopsida; Alismatales; Araceae. The record is from the annotation of a GenBank genome assembly.
AUGGCGGAGCUCUCGGAGACCUACGCCUGCGUGCCGACGACGGAACGGGGGCGGGGGAUCCUGAUCGCCGGCGACCACAAGACGGACUCCAUCGCCUACUGCAACGGCCGGUCGGUAAUCAUCCGGCGUCUCGACCGCCCCCUCGAGGUCUCCAUCUACGGCGAGCACGCCUACACAGCCACUGUUGCCCGUUUCUCUCCCAACGGCGAGUGGGUCGCUUCCGCCGACGUCUCCGGCACCGUCCGGAUCUGGGGGCGCAACGGCGAUCGCGCCCUCAAGAACGAGUUCCGGGUCCUCUCCGGCCGCAUAGAUGACCUCCAGUGGUCUCCCGAUGGGCAGAGGAUUGUCGCCUCCGGUGAAGGCAAGGGCAAGUCCUUCGUUCGUGCGUUCAUGUAAGCGAUAAUAGCGAUGGUCUUCGGAGCUUUUCGACGGCCGCUCCAAUUGAUCGAGCCUUUCGUUGCAGGUGGGAUUCGGGCACCAACGUGGGGGAAUUUGACGGGCACUCGAGACGGGUGCUGAGCUGCACAUUCAAGCCAACUAGGCCGUUCCGGAUUGUCACCUGUGGCGAGGAUUUCCUGGUGAAUUUCUACGAGGGCCCGCCGUUCAGAUUCAAGCUCUCCCACAGGUUCGUCUGCAAUUUUUAGGAAUGAUGGUAAUCUACCGAUGACGAUGAUGAUUUUCAGCUGCCGCUAGUGAAAUCAUGCUCUUGCUUACUACUCUGAUACCCUGAAAACUAAUAUCUGCUCAUAAUCUCGAAGGAACUGUAUAUCGAUUUUUCAUUUUUCAAUCAGGAAAAUUCUCAGCAUCUGGAAAAUUUUGCCGUCAGGAAACCAAUCAGAUGUGGAGAAAGUUGAGAGAUUUCCUCUCGAAACACAGGGCUACAUUUUCUGGCUAAACAAUUUAAAGGCAAUACAUAAUCUUCGGAGAAGGAACAGUUAGUUUGACUCUAGAAGCAUCCGUAUGCAGUUUCAUUGAUGAAUUCAGAGGACAUCUCUUCUCCUGAUGCUGGGUAGCCCGUAACAUGAUUUAGGAAGUACACUUUCUCAUAAGUUUCUUCAACCGUCGUCAGAGGUAAUCCGUGAAGCAAGGACUGAAGCCCAAGCAUAAACUCAUCAAUAUCCCUGCUCAAGUGGUUAUUUGGUCUUCUGAAAGACAAAAAACAUUACAGAUACCUACUGAAGCCGUCAGAAUGCAGAAACGGCUGAAACUGUCAAACACUAGACCCAUAAAUUGGAUAUUCAUUUGUGAAAAAAAUCAAAAAAAAAUUGUGCCCUGGAUAAUUGUGCAGCACCAUUGGUUACUUUGGGAUUCCCUCCUUACCCUUCACAUUUCCAUAUUCUUUAAAAAGAAUUCGUUCAUAUUGUUAAAGCUAUUGGAUCGACUACCCAAAAUCAGUCAGCUAUGAGCGAACUAGGCCCAUAAAUACUGUCCUACACGGAUUUAAUUCUAUGUUAAUCAAUAUGUGAUUGCUCUAACAGAAUCCCUUAUAGGAAAGCCUACUGUUUUGUGAUUAUUUGCGUGGAAAACGCUAAGAAGUUCUGUUCAGCCCAAGAGCAGCCAUCAGUUUUAAUAUCAUGUUAAACUUAUUGAGCGGUCAAAGUGAAAAUUAAUUUGUUGUGACCGGAGUUAAGUGUAUCUUUAGGAGCACAUAUUUAUUUUAAUGUUAUUUAGUACCGGAAUAUAAUGAAAUAUGUGAAAUAGAAGAACUACUAAUUGAUGGUUAGAUGACUUUCCGUCCUUUCAAUCUGAAUGGUCCGGGAGUUUUGCAGCCACUUCCCUGAUUUGUGUGGUCUCUACAUUUCCUUGGAAGGCUCAAAUAUUCACUCUUAAAGUAAAUGUUGUGAUCAUGUUCCAAAUUUGGCCAUUCUGCCGACCACGUUUGCUGUAGGAGAGGGUGCAUUGAAGAACAGUGUAAUAGAUUUAGUGAAGAUCUGAUGACAAGAUGGCAUUGCUGCAGAGCUUAUGCCCGGUAAAUUCAAUGGAUGAUAUUCCAAGGGAGAUAUGUUCUAUGUUAGUGGCGUAAGAUAGGAAUUGCAAGCUCCCAUGUUCAUCUACUCAACAAGUGAAUUGAACUCGCUUAAAUCCUGUUUGUUUUCUCAAUGAAUGCUAAGUUCUCAUCCCGUAUCUUUUUUUUUUUCCUUGAUACAUCGUUCUAAGAACAUAAAACAUUCUGAAAUGUCAUGCUCCAAAUUCUAGUGUAAUAUCUUAUUUUAUUCCCUCUUUUCGAGAUGUUUUCUGUAAUUUUUUAUGGCUGAUUGUGAUAUUUCUGCUGCUGCACGUGUUAGUUAUUGGAUCAUAGUUUCUUCUCGAUUCGUGUCCAGGGAGCAUUCGAAUUUUGUCAACUGUGUGAGGUACUCUCCCGACGGUACUAAAUUCAUCACCGUAAGCUCAGACAAGAAAGGAAUAAUAUAUGAUGGUAAGACCGGAGAAAAGAUGGGCGAGUUAGCUGGGGAAGAUGGCCACAAAGGAAGCAUCUAUGCAGUUAGCUGGAGUCCUGACAGCAACCAGGUAAACUAGGCAUUGAUGCAAAAUUUUACUAGUUUUCCAAAUAUAGCGUCAAAACCAAAAAUUAACCGCAAAAUUGAAAUUUCCUGACAAAAUCCUCAGGUGUUGACCGUUUCUGCUGAUAAGUCAGCAAAAAUAUGGGAAAUAACAGACAGUGGGGGAGGGAAGUUGAAGAGGACGCUGAGCUGUGUGGCGGGCUCGGGCAGCAUUGACGACAUGCUUGUCGGCUGUCUCUGGCAGAACGAUCAUCUUGUGACUGUCUCUCUUGGCGGAACAAUCAGCUUGUUCUCAGCCAGCAACCCCAAUCAAAUGCCCAUAUCAUUUUCUGGCCACAUGAAGAGCGUGAGCUCCUUAGCCUGUUUUCUUCAGGAUGGGCAGAAAGCCAUUGUCUCCAGCAGCUACGAUGGCAUUAUAAUUAGAUGGACUCAAGGCGUGGGAUUUGGUGGAAAACUGAAAAGGAAGAACACCUCCCAGAUCAAGUGCUUCUCUGGUGUCAGGGAAGAAUUCAUUGUUUCUGGAUUUGACAACAAGGUUUAUAUUUUAGUUCUGUCUCAUGCUUCUCAUACAAUUCAUGCACUUGGGGUCGCAAAUUGUCGUGCAUUUCUAAUUUCCUGGGUACUUUCGAGGUUGGUUUCAUUCAUUCGAGUACCUGCUAAAACUUGAAUCUUCAUAUCAUCCAUUGAACUUCACAUGGCACUUUUUAUCUUCUUUUUUAUUGUGUGCGAAAUCUCUUGUUUUGGGGUGAUGAUUUUUCUGAUUUAUUUUGCAGGUAUGGAGGCAUUCUUUGUGUGGCGAUGAACUCGGAGACUCAGACCCCAUCGACGUUGGCUCCCAACCAAAGGACCUGAGCCUGGCAGCUCAGUCUCCAGAGAUUGCCUUGGUCUCGACCGAUUCCAAUGUCACCGUGCUCCACGGGACAGCUGUUGUGUCGACCACCAAGCUGGGAUUUACUGCGACAGCAUCUGCCAUUGCGCCUGACGGUAGCAAGGCCAUCAUUGGUGGGCAGGAUGGGAAGCUCCGUGUGUACAGCAUCCAUGGAGGGGUGCUGGCAGAGACUGCCCUCCUCGAGAAGCAUCGUGGUCCCAUCACUGCGAUCCGGUAUUCCCCUGAUGGUUCCUCCUUCGCCUCUGCUGAUGCCAACCGGGAGGCCGUUGUCUGGGACUGUGUCUCCCUCGAGGUAAGAGUUGACUUUCCACGUCUGGUCAUAGAAACGUCGAGCAAUCGGAGUUUUCUGCUGAUUACGGUCAAAUUCCAGGUGAAGCUGAAGAACAUGCUGUACCACACCGCGCGGAUAAAUUGCCUGGCGUGGUCGCCAGAUGGGAGCAUGGUGGCGACUGGCUCGCUGGACACCUGCGUCAUUGUCUAUGAGGUGAGCAAGCCAGCGUCCAGCCGGAUAACCAUAAAGGGUGCUCACUUGGGAGGGGUUUGUGGCCUGGCCUUCAGCGACAAGGACAGCCUGGUCAGCUCCGGUGAGGAUGCCUGCAUUCGCGUCUGGAGGUUGACUCCACCAUCGUGA